AUGGCUAUUGCUGUUGAGAGUCUUUUGAAUGAAGGAGCCUCCCUUUUGUCUGAGUCUCGGAAGGGGGGGGGGACUCCAUUCCUAGGAGAUGAAAGAACCUUGGUACUCUUCGAGUCUCCAGUCCAUGAAAUAGUCACAGAAAAACCUGCUGGAGAACCUGAUUCUCUUCCAACUGAAUCAACCCAGGAACCUCUUGUUUAUUCUAAGCCCUUGGAAUCCAUUCCACCCAGUGAAGUCCCUAUUGAUGAAGAUGAUAUUGCUCUCAGCGCGUGGUUUAAGAUGCGCAAACCAGCAAAAGAGACUUUCGAGGUUGCCUUGAAGAAAAGUAAGAGGAGUGUCAAGAAAAAGAAAAAGAGAUCGACAAAACAAGGGGAAUUUGUGAUUGACAAAAGCAUUCCAGUGUUUGAGGCUGACGAAGAUACUGGUUGCAGUAAGUCCAAGAAGGUUGUCAUUGAGCAAACUAUGUUUGAAGGGGAUACUGUGGGGGUUGUAAGCCAGAAAGGGAAGUCUGUCAAAGUUUCUAGAAAACAAAAACGGGAAACUGUAAGGGGACCUAGUUCUAUGAAGGUCAUACCCAGUGACAGUGAGGAUGUGCUUAAGGUGUACGAAGACGCGGUGCAAAAUUUCUACGUAUCUCUCUUCACUGUUGAGGGGGACCACAUCUGUGUACUAGUAAAUGCCGUAGACAUUGUGCUUGACGCGUCAGCAUUGGGGAAAGUUCUCCAAAUUUCAUGUGAAGGGAUAUCCUCAGUCAAGGGUUCUUGUAGUGCUAACUUUAGGAGAACUAUUAUGAAAGAGCAAGCUAUUCAGCAGGGGGAACGGGUGCAUAAGAAGGCAUUACUGCCUGAGUAUCAGCUUCUCUUUGAGCUGAUCAAUAAGGUGUUUUUACCUCGUCCUGAGAGGCGGUCUAUCGCUUCAAAGUCUGAUCUGGUCUUAAUUGAGGCACUUGAUGAGUUUGUCCCGAUCAAUAUGCAAGCAAUCAUGAUAGAACAUAUGCAAAAGGUGGCAAACUUUAAAGGUGGCAAUUACGGGCUUCCAUAUGGCUUUCUCCUCACUCGAGUGUUUAAGUUCUACAAGGUUCCCUUGGAUAAUCCCAAAGUGGGAACCCGCAAGCAAACUUUCUCCAAAACCACUCUGGAAGAAUGUGAGUGUGUAGAAAAGCUUAGUCAAGCUGUUGGGGCACCUGGUUUUGUUAAUUCUUCCCAUGAAGAAGUUGCCCGCUUGACCAAGGAAAAUGAUGAGAUUUGUGCAAAACUGCUUGAAGAACAGCUAUCUGCAAAUGACCGUAUGGACCUGGUUCUCAAAACCCUUGCUACCUCCCUCUCCAAGUCUUCCUCUUCUAGUGCCCCUUAG
Nicotiana tabacum (common tobacco) is the source of this 1353-nucleotide messenger RNA. NCBI's taxonomy places the organism in Eukaryota, Viridiplantae, Streptophyta, Magnoliopsida, Solanales, Solanaceae. The record is from RefSeq and is a predicted model, not a curated record.